Penicillium argentinense is the source of this 1266-nucleotide messenger RNA. RefSeq names its product mitogen-activated serine/threonine-protein kinase SLT2 (gene mpkA). Gene Ontology annotation, cellular component: nucleus; cytoplasm. NCBI's taxonomy places the organism in Eukaryota, Fungi, Ascomycota, Eurotiomycetes, Eurotiales, Aspergillaceae. Gene Ontology annotation, molecular function: MAP kinase activity; ATP binding. The coding region runs from base 1 to 1266 and encodes 421 amino acids. The transcript is spliced from 5 exons. The record is from RefSeq and is a predicted model, not a curated record. Gene Ontology annotation, biological process: protein phosphorylation; intracellular signal transduction.
AUGGCCGAGUUGCAAGGUCGCAAGGUCUUCAAGGUCUUCAACCAGGACUUCAUCGUCAACGAGAACUACAAUGUCACCAAGGAGCUGGGCCAAGGCGCGUAUGGCAUCGUCUGUGCUGCGACCAACACCCAGACUGGCGAGGGCGUCGCCGUCAAGAAAGUCACCAAUGUCUUCAGCAAGAAGAUCCUCGCCAAGCGAGCCCUGAGAGAGAUCAAGCUGCUCCAGCACUUCCGCGGCCAUCGCAAUAUUACAUGCCUGUACGAUAUGGACAUUCCCCGACCGGAGAACUUCAAUGAAACAUAUCUCUACGAGGAACUGAUGGAGUGUGAUCUUGCGGCCAUUAUCCGCUCCGGACAGCCCUUGACCGAUGCGCAUUUCCAGUCCUUCAUCUACCAGAUUCUGUGUGGUCUCAAGUACAUCCACUCCGCGAACGUGUUGCACCGUGAUCUGAAGCCCGGCAACCUGCUGGUCAAUGCCGACUGCGAGCUGAAGAUUUGCGAUUUCGGCCUGGCCCGUGGAUUCUCCAUCGAUCCGGAGGAGAAUGCCGGUUACAUGACCGAGUAUGUUGCGACAAGAUGGUAUCGUGCGCCGGAAAUCAUGCUGAGCUUCCAGAGCUACACCAAGGCCAUUGACGUUUGGUCCGUCGGUUGCAUCUUGGCCGAGCUUCUGGGCGGCCGUCCCUUCUUCAAGGGCCGUGACUAUGUCGACCAGCUGAACCAGAUUCUGCACUACCUGGGUACCCCCAACGAGGAGACCCUGUCCCGCAUUGGAUCCCCUCGCGCCCAGGAAUAUGUGCGCAACCUGCCCUUCAUGCCCAAGAUUCCCUUCAACCGCCUGUUCCCCAACGCCAACCCCGACGCCCUGGAUCUGCUAGACCGCAUGCUCGCCUUUGACCCGUCGUCGCGUAUCUCGGUCGAGGAAGCUUUGGAGCACCCUUACCUGCAUAUUUGGCACGACGCCUCGGACGAGCCGACUUGCCCGACGACCUUUGAUUUCCACUUUGAGGUUGUGGACGAUGUCCAGGAGAUGCGCAAAAUGAUCCUCGACGAGGUUGUUCGCUUCCGCGCAGUCGUCCGUCAGCAAUCCCAGGCCCACGCUGCUCAGCAACUGCAAAUGGCCCAGCAGACCAACGUCCCCAUUCCCGACAACCAGCAGGGCGGCUGGAAAACCGAGGAGCCCAAGCCCCAGGAGGCGGCCGCUGGCGGCGGGCAAAUCAAUGACCUGGAGUCCUCGCUGCAGCGCGGCAUGGAUGUGCACCACCGUUAA